UCAUUUCUUGCAUGACAUUAUUUUACGUCGCUUUGAGAAUGACUAGCAAAUACAAGUUAUGAAAACUCCAGAUCAAGAAAAUAUAUAUUGGGUGCAAUGCAAAAAUAUGUUACUUCAGUAGAUCUGUAAGAAAGUAGGUUGGAAAUGGCGACUUUGCAGAUUUCUCCAGCUUCCAGGAGUGAGCUGUCCAAGCUCCUAACAGGAGGUAUCCUUAGGGAUAAAUUCCACAACCUCUUUCAGUGGUGCGAUGAAGAGAACAUCAAAAACAAAAAAUUGAAAAAUGAUAAGAAAAAAGGAAAGAAGAAAUCCAAGAGCAAAUCUAAAGAGAAAAAGAACAAGCAAAGAGACAAAAGUCCUGAAUCAACAGAAAUUCAUCGGAUAAGUGUUGACCUUUAUGCCAACCCCUCCCUGUUUACUGUGUAUGCAGCAGUAAGACAAACUGUAUUGGAACAAUGCAUGAAUGAAGCCACUCAUAUCUACCACCAGAGUAUAUCUCCAGCUACAGAUUCUGACAGUGAUGAAGAAGGAGAGGAAAAAUCUAAAGAACUGGCCAUCAAAUUGCCAAAGAUUGUUGGCCUGGGCCUGUGUGGGGUUUUUGAGCUUAUUAGAGAAACCAGAAAUAAGUACCCUGACCUUUGUAUCAAAGCUCUGAGAGCUUUGUUAGAUCUAUUACAAGGACAGUACCCAGAGAGUAUGAAGACAGAACCACUAGAUGUUGUGUCUGGACUGUUUGAACUGUUGAUGGAGUUGACGUGUAAUCCCAGUUUUGACCCUGACCUGCCUUCUUUGGCCUGUUCUUCCCUGAUUAGUCUGGUCAUUGCUCUGGGAGAUACCAGUAAAAUACUCACUGCUGUGUCAGCCAUACUGAUGAAUCCCAGACCACAACUGUCCCAUCAAAUCAUGGUGCCUGGUAUCCUGACCCUACUACAGAGGAGUGUCCAGGCAGUACUUCUGGGUAAAUCAGCACUACCUGAUUGGUUCAGCCAGGGAAUUAAGACAGCAGCCAGAAUUGACAAGUUCCCUGUAGAAGCUUUAAUGGGAUAUCAUCACACCAAUGGCCUGAAUAACAUUCCCAGCGCGAUUGCCUGUGAUGGACAAUACCUGUAUCUUCUCAACUCUAGUGGCCUCUUUAAAGUGGGAUCUGGAUAUGGAUCAACAAUCAAAGGACAUGUUUAUCAACACAGAGAAGAUUUUCCAGUGACUGUCAAUGUCUGGCUUGCUUAUGCAGGGGGAAAACUGUUUUGUAGAAGUGAUGACAAUGCUCAUCCCCAGUUGUGUGUGGUGGAUCCAAAAUCUUUAGAAGUUCAUUCUGCAUGCAAACUGGAUGGGAAAAGCAAUGGACCAAGUGCUUUGUUCAGUGAUGGUGAAUACAUAGGUCAGAUUGUUGCAGCAAAGGAUGACACAUUUGUAGUGAGAAUGUUUGACCCUAACAAGACUCCUAUGACAGUGGUCAAUGAAAUCCCUCUGAAACUGACCAGAAAGUGCCUGGAGGUGUUAGGUCAGUCAGGGUAUGACAGUGAAAUCAACAGGCAUCCUAUUGUGACAUCUUUUGAUGAAGAGUCAGCUUGUGUUACUGCUGGGAAGGAGUUUGCCCUCAUCAGAACUGUUGGAGGAAAGGUGCUUUACACUGGCAAGUCCCAGUGUCUUGGAAUCAAACAAGGUGGACCUGCCCAGGGGAAGUGGGCAGAGCUGCCCAUUACGAAAUCCCCUAAAAUUGUCCAGGUGGUGACUGGUCAUGAGGGACUGCAUGCCCUGAUGGUGGCUGAGGAUGGCAGUGUGUUCUUUGUGGGGACAUCUCGUAGAGGAGAAGAUGGCGACUCCAGUGUCUCAAAAGCAAGGAGACAACCAAAAGCUGUAAAACCUCGUAAGAUGAUCCGACUAGAGUCAAGAACUGUUAUGUACGCUGCCUGUAACAAUGGCAGCAGUGCUGUCGUAACCAGAGAGGGACAGUUGUUUAUCUUUGGCAAGGAUACCACAUUCUGUGAUCCGAGCAGUGGGUUAGUGACAGAGCUGAAGAAAUAUGAAAUAACCCAAGUUGCUUUGGGAAAAGCACAUGUGGUAGCCUUAAGUGGUAAAGGUCAAGUGUUUACAUUUGGAAUCAACAACAAAGGACAGUGUGGCAGAGAUUUCCCAUCCGCGGCCAGCAGAGAAGUGAUCAACAAUGUGACAAUGGCUGAUGAGGAAGAGGAGACAGAACCGGAUGAGAAUAUCUGCCCUCCAGGUAAACACCGAUGGAAACAUGACCGCUGUAUGUUGUGUUCUGUGUGUGGAAAGUGUACUGGGUACGGGGUGGACUGUGUGCACCAGGGUCAGGGGGACAGGAACCCUGGGACAGAAUGUGGGUGUGGUGCUGGGGACUCUGGGUGUUCUGAAUGCGGGAUUUGCCGUAACUGUGCAGUAGAAGUUCCUGACAUGGAUGGAGAUGACAUAGAUAGACAAAUAUUGGAGAAAAGUAAAGAACUACUCAGCAUAGAUCUUAUGCUAGGCAAAAAUAUUCCAUCACAUCUAGAGCAGUUUUUUAAAUCUCUUGAUGCUACACAUUUGAAGAAAAAACUUCUGAACUUGAAAGGAGGAAAAAACAAGAAAGAUAUGACAGACCAGGAAGCCGACUACACCAAGUCCAGCAGUCUCCCUCCCACAGAGCUGGACAUAGGCCGCCCUGACAACCCAGCUGUACAAAUCGCCUGUGGACAGCACCACACUGUUGUGCUCCUACAGAAUGGAGAGGUGUAUACAUUUGGCAGUAACCAGUAUGGCCAGUUAGGACAAGGAGACACUUCUGUCAAGGGUUGUCCUGUAUUGGUACCACUCCAUCACCCUGCUGUUCAAGUGGCUGCUGGAAGCCACCACACGGUGGUUCUUCUGAACAAUGGACAGGUGUACACAUUUGGAAACCAUGAGAAGCACGCCUUGGGUAGAGCAGGCCCAGAUGAGGCUGGAGCUAUGUCAAAGAAGGCAUGGUAUGCGGUACCAGGCCCCGUACCUAGCAUAGGAGCUCGUUAUGGCAGAAGAGCUACCUGGAUUGGUGCUAGUGGGGACCAAACCUUCCUCAGGAUUGACGAGUCACUCAUCAAUGCACACAUCCUGGCAGCCUCUAAAGUUUUUGCCAACCAGAAAAGCAUAGGUUUGAUCCCCAUUGGGGAGGAGAACACUGCUUUGAUGAAAUGUUUGAUGAUAAGCAAGGUGGAUGGUAGCUGUCGCAGUCUUGGAGGUGCUGAACAAGAUGAUCUCUCUAAGCAUGCUGUGUGUUUGGAUCCAAUGUACGAUGUGUUAUGGAGCUACCUUCCCAGCAGCCAUGAAGUGACCUGUUACAACUGCUUAGCCUCGGAGGCGAGAACAUUGACCCCAUGUGACCUUUUCAAACCAGAGUUAGCAGUUCCUGUCAGAAAUGGUUGUAACACCACCAGAUCUCAUUGUGCUCUACAUAUGUUAGGUUGUUUGGAUGUUUUAACAAUGGCUCAAAAAGCUAACCUGACAGUUGUUGAGGAAACUAAAGAAAAGCAGACAACUUCCAAAAUUUACACCAAGGACGAUUUCACUGUAGUGAAUAGAUUUGAAAGUCAUGGAGGGGGCUGGGGGUAUUCUGGUCAUUCCAUUGAGGCUGUACGGUUCAUGUCAGACACAGACAUUCUCCUGGGAGGGUUUGGGCUGUUUGGAGGAAGGGGAGAGUACUAUGGAAGGAUAAAGUUGUUUGAUCUGGGUCCUGAUGGAGGUGACAAUGAAGGGGAUGGAGAACUUAUAGGAGAGACAGAUGAAGUGGCAUUUGAGUGUGGAGCCAGAGAGAAGCAUGCAAUGCUGUUUGAUGAACCUAUCCCUAUCCAUGCAAACUCAUGGUACGUAGCCUGGGCCAGAAUAUCUGGCCCAAGCUCUGACUGUGGAUCAACAGGACAAUCUCUGGUUACAACAGAGGAUCAAGUCAUCUUCAAAUUCAAAAGUUCUAAGAAGUCUAAUAAUGGAACUGAUGUGAAUGCAGGCCAAAUCCCACAAUUGUUGUACAGAUUGCCAUCAAGGGACAGCCCUGGAACACCAAGAAAAGUAGAUCAUACAGAAGCUGCCCACAUCCUCAGCUCAGAAUUCUCAUGCUCUGUUUCACCUGAUAAUUUUGAGGCACUUCAGAAGUUGUUGGAGUGGAGUUGGACUUCUUUUAAUACAGCAUUACUGGAGACAGAUGGCCUAAAGGGAGAUAACUUAGCUGCAGCACUGGCUGAUAUCCAAAGACUUGUCUACAUCACCAGGGCGUGUCUGAGGCUCAUCAAAACCUAUGUCACACAGAUCUAUCCAAAUGGAGCAUCUAGCCAAAAAGCUGUAACAGAAACUGUGAAGUUAGCUGAGUGUAUAGGAGACACACAAGAUCUGCUGAAGACGAUUCUGGCUGACGAGGUCAAGGCUGCAUCAAAGGUCAAAAUGUUCUUGACAGAACCAGGAAAGAGGGAGGAGUUCCUUCCCUUGAAAGAAGAAAUCCUGAAGGAAUGUCAUCAGACAUUUUGUGCCUGCUUUCAUGCUUUCUUCCCAACAGGAAAUCUAAAGUGGCACUGUCUUUGUGAUCUUCUGAUACAAUUAGAACCAGACAUGGUGAAUGUAUCUGGCUACAGUCGUCUGCUGGCGGCCGUAAUGGAAGCCAUGUGUCAUCCCACCAUUAAGAUAACCAGUAUCAUGCCUAUCAACUGUCAGCCUGCCACGGAGGAAAUUCUCCGACGUCAGUCAGAUAUCAUGGACGAUAACACCAACAGUGUGGCCAGGAUGGGGGAGGUCCACCGAUUUCCCAUACUUGUUAGUCACAUGACAUCCCGAGUAGAGUUGACAGCUUUCCAAAGAGAGGCUUUGGGACUUCUGACAAAUCAUGUGACUUUCCGUGAAAUCCUGGACAAACUUCUGUCCAUUGUGACACUUCCUGUUCGACAGGCCCUAAGUAAGGAAACCUUGACGUAUCCCAGCAUCCUAGUGGCCAACACCUGCUCCUUACUGGCCACUAUCAUCAGUGAGUUGUCAGCUACAGCCACUGGUCUAGAGAUGGAUCAUGGGACAGCCACUCGCCCCCUGUUGGUCACCCCUAAUAGGUUCACUCGCACCAGUCAGCAUGCCAUGUGGAACAGUGGGAAUGGGAGUCCGGAUGCCAUCACUUUCUCUGUGGAUAAGCCAGGGAUUCUGAUUGCUGGAGUGUGUGUAUAUGGAGGAGACGGACAGUAUAACUAUGAACUGGAAUUCCUGGAUGAUCAGGGAGAUGGUAUCAGUAACCCUUCACCGUCACAGAGGUGGAAUGUCAUUGAGUCCGUGAAGGGAGUCUAUGGUCAUGAAGACUGUGUCAAUGAUAUCGCUGAAAUCAAGUUUGACAGACCUAUAGCUAUCAAGGAGGGGGUAAAAUACACAGUUCGUUUGAAGAACCAUGGCAGUAUGCGAACACUGAAUGGUGACGGAGGGGUCACAAAGGUCAGAUGUCCAGAUGGGACAAACUUUACAUUCCAGGCCUGCUCUCUGAGUUCUAAUGGAACCAAUCACAUGAGAGGUCAGAUACCACAGAUUCUCUACUACAGUGCCCCACAAGAAGGAGAGAAUUACCAAAGCAAUAAAUCCCUGGCUGAGCUUCAGGCUCGGAAGAAUGCAAUCGACAUAGUGAGUGCCAUUUGUAGGGUGGCUACAGAUGUCCUCAGGAGAGCCCAGUUUGCUACUGAGGGAUAUGCAGUAGAAGUUUUAGGAGUUGCAGACAUCUUUUGUUCCCUGCUACCAUUGAUUCUUGCUUACAUUGGACCAGUAGCUUCUCAGGAUCCCAGGGGAGCUGUACAGAUCCUUGGCAUAAUUCAAGAGAUUCUUCCAGAGGUGGCUCAACUAAACACCCAGUCCCCAGCACCACUCCCCGCCCCAGAUACCUCAGAGAAUGGCACCACCUCCCAGCACUAUGCCAUUGUUGAAAGUGAUCACCCAUACAAACCAGCUUCUGUCUCCAACUAUAAGGUGAUUUUCCCGGAGUCCGUUAAGUGGAUGGUGUUGGAGUUUGAUCCCCAGUGUGGUACAGCUCAAGCCGAGGACACCCUUCAGCUGUAUAUCCCUGCUUCUGGAGGUUCGGAUUUCAUCCCCACUGAUUUCUCCCCAGAAGAGGGACUCAGCACACAAAACUACUGGCCAAUGUGGAAAAAGUUCCAUGGUUCCAGUAAUUGGCCCAAAACGGCCAUUGUUUUACCAGGUCAUGAAGUAGUCUUUUCCUUAGAAACAGCAUCAGAUUAUGUGAAAGAUGACAAGUCCUGUUUCUUUGGAUUUAAGUGUGUAGUUGUUGGAUAUGAAUGGAAUUUUACACCAGAUGAGAGUGUAACAGAACUGGAAAGAGAGUUAUCUUACCUUGGAGGGAUGUGUGCAGCUUCCUUAAUCAAGAAAGAUGUUGCUCUGCCUCCAGUAACUGUUGAAGAACUAGAGGAAGACAUGGAAUAUAUAGAGGAAGGUUCCCAAUUGAUAUUCAGUGCUCAUUCAGAACUGCUGGGUAAAGGCUUUGCCCUCUCCCACCCUCCCACUAUCAUGCAAGCCCUGGAGGGGAACCUGCCAUUCUGUUGGCAGUCCAAUGAGAGGUCAUUCCUGAAGGACUUUGUGGCUUGUAAUCCAGGCACCAGUGGAGGUCGAUUAGCCAGAUGGCUCCAGCCAGAUUCCUACCUGGAUCCCAGUCAGUGUGAGUUGAUGUACAGUAAGGAAGAUCUCCGCUGUGGAUGGCCAGCUCUCAUCACCGUUUUGACCAAGGAUCAGUAUGGUCAGCUGGUCCACGUACCUAAUCUUAAGGUAAAUGUAAAGGCUGUCCCAAUUGACCAGGGUAUCUCUGGUGACGAGCGCAGGCUUAGAAGACUGAGUAGACCAGAUGAGGGAGACAAGAUAUUUGGGGGUCACCCUCCCCCUCCUCAGGACAUUCCCUAUGAGGCAACAGUCAGAGAGAGAAAGGACAUCUUCCAUGCCAUCAGCAUGAUGAAGGCAUAUGAGAACUACUCAUUUGAGGAGCUGAGAUAUGCUGCCCCUGCUGUACCUCGACCGAGUGAGAACAUGCUGGUGAGAUGUAAUAGUGAUGGGACGUAUGUUGCCAACUGGACACCGAGCAACAUAGGCCUCUACAAAAUCCUUGUCACUAUUGAUGACUUUGAUACAGGUGAAAUUUACAAGUUGGAAGUAAAAGAUCCACCCCAGGGAGUGACUCCACCCACCCAGACAGAGAAAAAACCACAUCAACCAAAUAAGAUGAGGAAAUUUGUUGCUAAAUACAGCGCUGGACUAAGAAUCCGAGUAAAUCCAUCUCUACAGAGCGAGUACAUAGGAGUCAUACAGCCUGAAGGAAUCAUUUCAUUUGUUGAUGAGAUUCACAAUGAUGAUGGGGUUUGGCUGAGACUGAGUCAGGCAUCCAUUAACGAGUGGUGCAAGGAGGGUCAUGUGGAGGGGUGGGCCCUGCAGUACAACCAACAUCUAGGGAAAACCCUGCUGGUCCCUGUGGAGGAGCCUAAACCACUAAUGGAGGAGAUCAUCAAAGAAACUAUCAGAAAAAAUCUCCAGGAUGUUGUCAAACCAGAAGUCACACCAAAAAGAGGACCAGGUGAAUAUCAGGUUGUAAAAUGUGGACCCUCAGGACACAACAUCAGGUGUAGGCCACACCUCAAGGCGACACCCAUAGGGAUGCUUAUUCAUGGGGAGAAGAUUACAGUUGUUGAAGAUGUGACAAAUGAGGAUGGUCGAUGGGUGAGACUGGAUCCAGAGAGUGUAGAGCAGUAUUGUCAGAACAAACAAGGCGAAGCCUGGGUCCUGGUUUCAGGGCGGGAUGGAACUGUGUACCUCAAACAUGAAUCUGACCUAGGAGGCCUGGCAACAGGAAAACAGAAUGACCCUUUUGCAUUUAACUCCCUCCCUCCAACAUUUAAUAAAGGAUUUGAUUUUUCACCACAGAUGCCAUUUGUGUUUGGUAGCCCUCCUUCAGGGCCAUUUGGAAGAAGUGCUAGUCUACCUGGAAAUGUUUUAAAUCCAGGAUUUUCAGGAUCAGUCAUUCCUACCUUUGGAAACCCCAGUGGUUUACAAUUUGGGGGGUUUGGAUCAAGCUUUGAGAGCAGCCCCAUACAGCGAGAUAUGACAAAAGUCAACACUAUGCCUGGUAGUCUCUCUGCCUCCCCGGGAUUCCUCUCUCCCUCCAGAAUGGAUAUUUCUGCCCAAACUGCGUCCCCCGUGUCCACAACUAGAUCCCCAGCUUCAGGCUCUCCAAAGUCAUCCAGAAGAGAAAUUAGCCAUCCCCUCCCUGCUGAAUUACAGGGUGUAUCUGUGAAGGAGCUGGUCAAAGCUCUAGGUGAGAGUCGAGCGAAUGGAAAUGGACCAACUCCAGUACCCUCCCCUCCAGGGACUCCCAAGAAAUCGGGGUCUCGAAGCUCUAGUCCCCAUCUUACCAUCACAGAAAAACAAGGUUCCCCUAGAACAGGAUCUCCAGUAGGGAGAUUAAGUCCUCGACAAACACGAGCAUCUAGUCUCACAGAUUCUCCCUCCCACAACUCAAUCAAGGAGGACCUGUAUGCCACACCCCCUGAUAGUCCUAUUGCACCAAUCCCCAAACGAAUCUCACUGAAGAAGGAGGUCUCCAGUGACAGACCAACACAGUCUCCACCUCCUUCCCCGUCUCUCAAACAUAAACAGACAGAUGUCAGCAAGAUAGCUCCGCCUUCAGGACAGGGUAUUUUGAGUCCUGCAAGGAGAGAUAGUUUUGGUGGACAUGUUUCACCAGUGAGAAGUACUAGUCCACAGAGAAGAGCCUCCAGUCCAUUACUAACUAGUCAGUCCAGGGCAUCACCAGUCAAUGCUGGUUCCAGGGCCUCCCCUCUCAGUGCUAAUGCUAGGUCAUCACCUGUCAAUCCUGGUGCCAGGGCCUCACCAGGAACAGGGGGCUCUCCCAUUCCAACCUUCAGUAUUGGUUCAUCCUCACCCAAAGAGGAGUCCAGGAUGUCUCCCAAGUCCAUGAGAAAAGACAGAGGGAGGUCUUUAAGGUCCAAACGCUCAGAUUCCCCCUCCUCAAGAGACAGUAUACCAAUAAUACGAGCUCGCUCCUCUUCCACAUCUGUGAUCUACGACAAGAAGGAGCCAGUGAAGGAGGCUUUGUCUCCCUCAGUAGCCGAAUGUCUGAGAGCUGUUUUUGCAGCAUUCUUGUGGCAUGAGGGCAUUGUUCAUGAUGCCAUGGCAUGUGCAUCAUUUUUGAAAUUUCACCCAGACCUUCAGAAGGAAAUGUCAAAAUUUGCUAACAGAGCUAAACCAGAAAAGAUGAGAGUAAGACAUGCAACAGACUCUAGUAAAGAUAUAAACAAGAAGAAAGAGAACAUUAACAUUAAUGAGUCCAGGGUGAGAUUUAAACUAGAUCCAAGGUUUGUUAGAAGUGACUCUGAAAAGUCCGACAAGUCUGACAAGUCAGAUAAAGAGGAGUCAAGCAAAUGUGCAGAGAAGGCAGAGAUUCAGCGAACCAUGUCAGAUGGCAGAAAAAUCAUUGAGGCGCGACAGAAGAAGGCAAUGCGGCACAAGUCAGAGGGAAAUGUUGGAUUCUUUAAGGAAGGGAUUGAACCAGAUAAAGACUCACCCCUCCCACCCACACUUCAUCAUUUGGUGUAUUUCUGGGAAGAGAUGUCUUCUGGUGUACUGAAAGUCAUUGACCAAAAACAAGUCAAUCCUAGUCCUGCUGUAAUGCUCAAAGCUAAAAAGAGUGAAAAAAGGGAAAAAGAGAAAGAGAAGGACAAAAAAGCUAAUCGUAAAAAGAAGGAUGAGAUUAAACAUAUAUGGAGAGGAAAUGCUAUGGGGGACAUGAUGAUGGGGCCACUGGGAGGGAGGGAUGGUGGGGAUAGGGGGGAGACACAGUGUGAAUUGUGUGGAGGAAUGUUCCCCCAUCCUGUGACUUACCAUAUGAGACAGGCUCACCCUGGCUGUGGACGACAUGCUGGAGGGAAGGGAUACAAUAGCAGUGGGAUCUUCUGUGGGGGUUGGGCAGGGAACUGUGGAGAAGGGGGACUUGGGGGAAGCAGUUGGUACUUAAUUUGUGAGAAGUGUAGGGAAAAGUGCCUAAAGGAGAAAAGACACUCACAAAGAGAAAAAGACAAAGCUAAAAAGCAGAAGAAAAAGUCAUCGCAGAAUCGCCAGCAGACAGUUUUGUAUACUCAAGAGUCGCAUGCAGUUCUAAAGAGUAAUGCUAUGUUCCUGUUAGAUCUGGCAAGUGCUUCAGGACUAACACUCCCUACCCAGUCAAAAAAGCUUCCUCAAAGUAGGUCAGAUCUGUUACUACCCAGUGUCAAUGAGGAAUAUGGGAUGGAACUGAACCCUUUUCCACCAGUUCCCUUCCAGUUUCUUGCAUUACAAGGAGGCCAGAAUGCAGAUUCUGCAUUUGCAGAAGAAGUUUACAUAGAUGCAGAUGAGAGGGUGUUUGUUAGAUCAGGGUCAAUGAGCAUCAGGGAGAGACAACCUGCUUACAGACCAAGGCUACCAACUGAACCACGACAUAGUCCUCUGGCAAGAUCAGGGUCACUGGGUCAGGAUUCAAGGUCACACAUAUCCUCCCAUAUCUCACCACCCAGUCCAAGAGAUUUCAAUUCAGAGAAUGCCAAUCAUGAAACAAAACAGAUUCCAAAGAGUGCUGGCACCAGCCCAGAUUCUAGUGAUGAACUGUUUGGUAAGAGUCGAGCCUUCCAGAGAAGUCUUUCAGAAAUCGUGCCGGAUGACAGCAAGGAGCAGGAUAAUGACAAGAAGAUGGUGUCUGGUCGCCGCAGGAAUAAUAGUGGAGGUGUAGGAGAUGGUGGAAUGUCUUUGUUAAAGCAUCCAUCUGCUGCCAUGGAGAAGUUACUACACACGGUGGACAGGAAGUGUCCGGAGGAUGAUGAGCGAGCUCUGCAGAGGCCUGUGAUGUCAUUCAUCACACAGAGACAUGACCUAGAGGGGCUACAGCUAGCAAUGAAGCAAGCCUUGAGGAAGUCUGCAUGUAGGGUGUUUGCCAUGCAGGCACUGAACUGGCUACUGAGGAGCAUCACCCAAACUGUGUGUUUACAUGAUCUCCUCUGGUUCUUUGUGUCCUCACUGAUGCCCUCAGGAGGAGAAGAAGAGGAGCAGGAAGAGGAGGAGGAGGACAAAGACAAGGAGAAGAAAAAGAAGGAUCCUCCUAAAAAGGACCAUGAGGAUGUUCCUCUGUGUGACCAUCCCCUAUCGGACAUAACCAUUGCUGGGUCAGCGGUAGAGCCCCUUCCUGAGGUGUUCCACAUGCUGCUACAGACCAUAGCAGAUGCCAUGAUGUUCCUGCCAUGGGGAUCAGCAUUGCAACAAGUUGCGGUUCGUUGCUGGUGCCUGAAGUUUCAGCCCUCUGAUCACCAAUUCUUACACGAGUGUCAUGUGUUCAGUAACAUUAGCCGCAUCCUGAGUAAGUCAGAGGAAGAGAGAGAGGAGAAUGCAACAGAGGCUCCACAGUCAUCUGUCAAGAUAUAUCAGCUGAAAGAUUUGACCCCAUCCUCAGACAUUUCUGUCUCAAGUCGGCAGGCCAUGAUAGCUAGCCUGACGGACAAUUCCACAGAGACAUUCUGGGAGAGCGGAGAUGAGGACAGGAACAGGUCUAAGUUUAUCACCAUUAAAUGCCACGUCAAGGCUUCAGCCAGGAUCAUCUAUGUACACAUUGAUAAUGCCAGGGAUCUGGGGAGCAAAGUUGGGAGUUUGAGUUUCUCUGUGGGGCCUUCACCAGAUGAGUUGAAAAAGUUCCACCAGGUUGAUGUGGAGUCACGUUAUGUGGGCUGGUUGUCCUGUCAGUUUUCUGUCCCUCACAUUCGUGUGAUACAGCUGGAAAUGAAGGGACCAGACCACAGCUUGAGGGUGAGGCAAAUCAAGAUCCUUGGUGAAAUGGAGGGGCAGGAGACUUGCCUCCCCAUCAAAAAGUCAGCAGUGGACAUGCAGAAGGAGAACUGUGAAUCAGAGACACUCAGGGUCUUCAGAAUGCUUACAUCACAGGUGUUUGGCAAGUUGAUAACACUGGAUGGUGCAGGGAAAGUUAAGCUUGUGGAUGGAGCUGGAGGUGAUAGCUUGGAUGGAGAUCAUGAUCUCAAGGAACACAUGGUGGGAAUCCUGUUUAGUCGCAGCAAGCUGUCCCACCUCCAAAGACAGGUGUGUUCACAUAUUGUACAAGGCAUUAGGAAAGAAUCCACAAAGAUCCGAGAAGAAUGGGAGGCUAGUCUGAUAAAUCCUAAUCAUAUUCAUCAGACUGGUGAUCAGGAUGUGUAUUGCUUUGAACUGCUGUCCAUGGUGUUGGCUCUCAGUGGCUCAAGUGUAGGGAGGGCUUACUUAGCUCAACAGUACCCCCUGCUACAGGAUCUAUUUAGCUUGCUUCAUACAGGCACUCCAAGGGUUCAGAGACAGGUGAUCUCAGUUCUCCGUAGAGUUUUACAAGAUGUAAAACCACAGACCCUGUCCAGUAUACUGUCUGUACCAUCCCUACCUCCUGUAGAAUACAGCAUUGUCAGCCUAGCCAGUCGAGACGAGAGUGUCAUUUUUGACCCGGAACAACCAGGUCUUCUAGAUGUUUUACUAGCAUGUAUCAGCAAGGCUUUGACAGUACAAACAAAGAUUAAGAUCAGUGGACCACAAAAAACGAUUACUGCAGUUAAAGUAGAAGACUGUCUUGGAUCAACUGCCUCAAAAUCUCGCUGGUGGUUUAGAGGAAGAAUCAGUGAAAGUUUAGCAAACAAUGUCAUUACACUUAUUCAAGACAUGGCUUCUGGUCAGCUGUCAGAGACAUGGGCACCAGUCACCAAGGCAGCCAUUGCUGAGUCUAUUCUGAAUCUUACCAAACUUGGAGAGAAGUACAGGGAUCCUCAAGUCUGCCUAAAAACUCCAACACUGUGGUUGUGCCUGGCUUCACUUUGUGUCUUGGACAAGGAUCAUGUAGAGAGACUGACCUCUGGUCAAUGGAUUAGCAGUCCUAAUGGUCAGCAUGGACAGCCUAGGCCUACCUGUGAUAACCAUGACGAUGGAGAGACACAGGCCAUUAUUCUGUGUAGUGAGUGUGGGAACCUGUGUGCUGACUGUGACCGAUUCCUUCAUCUACCGAGGAACAAACGAUCUCACCAGAGACAGGUGUUUAAGGAAGAAGAGGAAGCCAUUAAGGUGGACCUGCAUGAAGGUUGUGGCAGAACCAAGCUCUUCUGGGUGAUGGCUCUUGCUGAUUCUAAAGCUCUCAAAGCCAUGGUGGAAUUCAGGGAAGGGAAGUCUACAGCUGCCACCUCUGGUCCUGGUAGAUGUCGAUUUUGUGGAACCACCAGUAAAACAGGAGUGUUGGCUGUGGGUAAUGUCUGCUCUGAUCCAGAAUGUCAGGAACAUGCCAAAAAUGCCUGUCAGAAAGUGCUGGCUUGUGGACAUCAGUGUGGAGGGAUUGCUAAUGAGGAAGAAUGUCUGCCCUGUCUACACAACUGUCCACCCUAUCAGGGCAAACUCAAACAGGAUGCAGAUGACAUGUGCAUGAUCUGCUUCACUGAGGCACUUUCUGCAGCCCCAGCUAUUCAGUUGAAAUGUAAGCAUGUUUUCCAUCUUCACUGCUCCAGAAACAUACUGGAGAAGAGAUGGGUGGGACCUAGGAUUACAUUUGGAUUUUCACUUUGUCCAAUAUGUAAGAACCCAAUAGAUCAUCCUAUAUUGAGAGAGUUACUAAAACCAAUCCGAGACUUGUUUAGUGAUGUAAAGAGAAAAGCGUUGAUGAGAUUGGAAUAUGAGGGACUGCACAAGGCAGAGGCUAUCACCACACCAGGAGCUCGCUUCUACAAAGACCCUGCAGGAUUUGCCAUGGACAGAUAUGCAUAUUAUGUCUGCUAUAAGUGCAAGAAGGCCUAUUAUGGAGGGGAGGCUCGCUGUGAUGAACAGAUUGGUGUGGCCGAGGACUAUGAUCCCCGGGAGUUGGUGUGUGGAGGCUGCUCGGAUGUAUCAAGAGCUCAGAUGUGUCCUAAACAUGGAACUGAUUUUCUGGAGUACAAGUGUCGGUACUGUUGUUCUGUGGCUGUUUUCUUCUGCUUUGGCACCACUCACUUCUGUAAUGCAUGCCAUGAUGAUUUCCAGAGGGUGACGUCUAUUGCCAAGACGGAAUUGCCUCACUGCCCAGCUGGGCCCAGAGGGAAACAGCUUGAGGGUGAGGAGUGCCCCCUUCAUGUCCAGCACCCACCCACAGGAGAAGAAUUUGCUUUGGGGUGUGGAGUUUGCAGAAAUGCACACACUUUCUGAUUGGCCAACAUAGUAUAGAAAGCUUGCAUAUUUUUGCAUAACUUAUACUGGCGUAGGAUUUUAAUAUCUUUUCCUUCAGUGUUGGAGAAGAUAAGACAAACAGUUUGCAUUGUGAUCCAAAUAUUAACUUCCUUUAUCAUGUGAUAAGUUUUGGACAGUGUUCCUUUUUAAACUUGUAUAAAGAUCUUGCUAUUUUUUUUGUGCCAAAAUGCAAUUUAGAAAAAAAAAAUCUUUACUUAAUGAUUUAUUGUAAUCUAAUUGCUUGUCAAGAUUGGUAUUGAAAUUGUCUUCUUAAGACAAAAAAAAAAUAAUUUUUGAAGUACUGUAUAUUGACUUAUAUUUAAUAAUGCAUGAAUAAAAAAUGUUUAAUAGAAAUCAAUAAAAAAAAAGUUAUAAUGGAGUAAAUCAUGUAAAUUUAAGUACUGCUUGUAUAUUUUGAUCAUUAUUUUAUUGUUUGAUGAAUAUGGUAUCAGCUUAAAAAGUUUUUUUGUUUGUAAACCAAAUGUCUGAGUGUGUUAUGAGUUAUAUAUUUUGAGUGGAUUCCAAAUGUGAACAUUCUAUUUAUCUUUUUAAUUUCUCCAGAAAUUUAGAAGUUGGAACUGUUUUAAGUCUCCUUGCUAAGCAAUACAUGUAUUAAUUUAAGUGCUACUUGUUUGCUACCACCAUUUGUGUACACUCGUGUACAGAGUACGUGUAUUCUUCAUAAUACCUCUACUUCUAUUGUGUCAUCUGUGACUGUGAUUUUGAAUAAAUGAUAUUAAAACAA
Messenger RNA from Saccostrea echinata, 14980 nucleotides. Its product is annotated as E3 ubiquitin-protein ligase MYCBP2-like. The transcript is spliced from 87 exons. Gene Ontology annotation, cellular component: nucleus. The coding region runs from base 145 to 14214 and encodes 4689 amino acids. NCBI's taxonomy places the organism in Eukaryota, Metazoa, Mollusca, Bivalvia, Ostreida, Ostreidae. The record is from RefSeq and is a predicted model, not a curated record.